CUCGGGAGAAGCUCUGGCGCCUACAAAUGGCUUUCGUACUCGCACAAUGGCAUUCUGUUGGCAGCAGCGAAUCGGUACACACCGACGGUACGGUACGACUCGAGAAACACUCACUCAACACACACGCUUGUUAAAAGCAAAGAAGUGAGAGGGCAGGGUUAAGGACAACUUACGUGUAUAUAUUUGCUAUUUAUUUGACACUACGAGUAUGACGGAUAAACAAAAUGAAACUGCGAAAAUAUAAUUGAAGUAUGAGAAUAUGAAAAUAAACGCGAAAACUACAAAUCCGAAACAGGUGAAAGUGAAUGUAAAGGCUAAAGGUUAUAGCCAAAACAAAGAGCCGCACCGUGGUAGUGUCGAAAUAGCAGGCAGGUUCAGUUUAGCAUACUGUUAGGCGCUCAAUGCAGCCAACUCCACUUUACUCCUACAUAGUGGCACCGCUUAACGCUCGUAUUUCAUCGUUGACGGCAGCGUCGGUAGACUUCGUAACGCCAUUAUUCGUCGUAUCCGUGCUUACUGCCAGCAGUGUUGUUUUGUCCUUUGUUCGCAUUGCAAGUGCGGUUCGCGCGCCAAUAUAUAUUGAAAUAAAAAAGAAUUUGUAUUCGAAAAUUUUUUAUUGCUUAGAAAAGGUUUCAUACAUACACCGAUAUAUAUUUGUGAGCUUUGCUGGUUGAGUUUUCCAAAAAGUGGUAUGGACCAUUAAAUUUCCUAAAUAAAUUUUUCAAGAAAUCUAUUUGUGUUCACUAAACCAAAUCGUCGUUAUCACAAUGUGCAAGCAAUUCGAGGUUUCAUCAAUUUAGUGAUUGAUAUAGGCAUUUCAGUAAAUAUGUGUAAUUAGAUAUGUUUAAUUUUGUGUUUAUUUUCAAAUCUGAGGUAUAUUUUCGUGUUGGUUAUUAAUAAAUACCGUUAGUUAUUUGUACUUCAGUUGCUAUGAAAGCCAGAGCUGCGGUUCCUAUUGUUUAACUUUGAUGUUAACUUAAGUAGUUCAAAGUUAUUGUGCGGUUUUUAAUUGCUCACAUCCAAAAAACGCGCUCAGGAGUUAUCAGCAGGAAGCCCAAUAUACAUAUGUAACUCAACGUUUCGAAUGCGAUAUCAACCACCGUUAAUCUAAAGUAGGAAUAGUGAUGAAAAUGUAAAAUAUAACAACAACAACAACAAUAAUUAUGUCAUAAGUCAAAAAGCCUCAACGUUGUUAAGAGAGAGCAAUUUGUAUUGUUGCCUCAGAAACCACGAAAGUAGCGUCGUCUUUAAACAGUCGCAACCAUGUAUUGGCACACAAGCCGGCCGCCCUUGCCGCUGCUGCUCACUAAGCCCAUUCGGUUUCAAAGCAAAUGGUCGUAAGGUUUUCCGCAAUCACUAUUUAAAUUACGCACACAAUGUGCGCCGUAUGCCGUCAACGCUGUUAAUGCCAACAGCAAUAGAAACACAGCAACAAAAGCAACAGACAUCAAGAGUAAAUAAGGCGAGAGCCAGCCAGACAUCAAUGCGAGUACAAUCAACGCCAGCAGACGCAAUGCCACAAUCAUUAGCCACAACGAGUGCCAACAACAACUCAGCGAAUGUAACUGCGAGCGCAAUAACGGUGACGGCAGCGACGAACAGCGCAACAGCCUACAACAACACUCGAACGGCAACUAAAAGUCUAGUUUUGGUCGCGGUCGUCAUGCUCGUGUUGCCUGUGGCUUUUUCAGGGAAUGUGGUUGGUGUGGCAGCGGCGGCGGCGGCGAACGACGAGCACUUAAGAAUUAUUGCCGGUGCGGAUUCUGUCAAAGAUGCGGCUACCAAAGCCGCAAUUACUUUGGAAAAGCACAUUGCCAUAAUGGGAACUGGUACGGGUGCUGUUGCAGCACAAACGCCACCUCUGCAGGGGGAUCAACCGAAAUAUUUGAGUUUCAUGGCGAGUGUGUUGCUGAACGACGAAGGCGGCAAUGGCAGUGGCGGCGGCAAGGGCACAGACAGCCGUGCUGGCCUUGGGAGUGGAAAUAGUGGCAGCAAUUUAGUUCCUAUCAAAUCGGCGGUGGCAGUGGACACGUCCGCAGCGGCAAAAGCACUCAACGACUCGUUAGCGUCUGCUGUGACGUCAACGUCGACGGCUGCGUCAGCAUCCACAUCUGAAUGGUCGACACACUUGGCAUUUGUCAUAUUCAAAUGCUGCGUUAUUAUACUCAUUAUACUCGCUGCCAUACUCGGCAAUGUGCUGGUUAUUGUGUCCGUUAUGCGGCAUCGGAAAUUGCGCAUUAUCACGAAUUACUUUGUGGUUUCAUUGGCUGUGGCCGAUAUGCUAGUGGCCCUGUGCGCCAUGACCUUCAACGCUUCCGUUGAGAUUACCGGCAAAUGGAUGUUCGGCGCCGUGAUGUGCGACGUGUGGAAUAGUUUCGAUGUUUACUUCUCAACGGCGAGCAUCAUGCAUCUCUGCUGCAUAUCCGUGGAUCGGUAUUAUGCGAUUGUGCAGCCACUCGAUUAUCCAUUGAUUAUGACGCAGGGUCGUGUCUACUUCAUGCUCUUAAUGGUUUGGCUGUUGCCUGCGCUGCUCUCAUUCCUACCCAUCUGCUCCGGUUGGUAUACGACGGAGGAAAAUUGGAGAUAUUUGAAAACCAAUCCACAUAUUUGCGAAUUCAAAGUGAACAAGGCUUAUGCCAUUGUUAGCUCUUCGAUGAGCUUCUGGAUUCCUGGUUUCGUAAUGGUCUUCAUGUACUAUCGCAUUUAUCAGGAGGCUGUAAGACAGGAACGGCUUGUCUACAGAUCCAAAGUUGCUGCCCUCCUUUUGGAUAAGCACUUACAGAUUAGCCAAAUACCCAAACCAAGACCGAGUAUCCAAGUUGAACAGUCGACCAUAACAACAAUGCGCCGGGAGCGUAAAGCCGCUCGCACGCUCGGAAUAAUAAUGAGUGCUUUUCUACUCUGCUGGGCUCCGUUUUUCCUAUGGUAUUUAACGUCCACACUCUGCUCCAGUUGCACCACACCGCGCAUUGUUGUUGGUAUACUCUUUUGGAUCGGCUACUUUAAUUCGGCUCUGAAUCCAAUCAUUUACGCUUACUUCAAUCGAGACUUUCGUGGAGCUUUCAAGAAAACACUGAAGUCCUGCUGCCCAUAUGACCUCAUAAAUUGUCGCGUCAGCGCGGGCGCUGACCUACCGCCAUACAUCAAUUCCACCGCCUCCUCUGAAAUCCACAUGAACAUCAUACGCACACGUCAAUACGCCACGUCGUCAUCGAACCAGCUGCAACCGCUCUACCAGAACUAAAACAACACAGACCUAAAACAGCAUGUGGACCGAGGAAGGAGUGUCUGCAGCAGAAAGGGACAUCGAGGCAAACGAAGCGAAUAUAAACUCGACGAUGGUUGAAGCUGGUGAACAGGCCAAAUAACUACGCCAAACAAAAAUAGCAACAAAAUGAGCUCGGAUAAAUAAACAAUAAACAAUAAUAAUAAUAAUAAUAAAUUUUAUGUGUAUGUGUAAGUGUGCGUAUGUGUGUAGUUUGUUGUGAGAAAUGCUCGUAAGUAGGUUAAUAGACUUACAUACAAACAUUUCUGUAGUGCUUAGCUACUAAGAACCUAGUAUAUAAAACGUAGAGAGCUACUAAGCAACUAAGCAGAAUAUAAAAUAUCAAUAUUACACAAUAAAUGAUAAAAUAGAAGAAAAAGGAAGAAAAAUGAAGAAAAGUAAGAGGCAUCUAUUAAGUGUUGUAUUUGUAUUAUAUGUAUAGUAGCAAAUAUAGUGAUUAGUAUUGUAAUUGCAUCGGCAGGAUAUUAAAUUACAGUGAGUUUACGAGAAUAAGAGACAACAGUUUAAAACUACAAAACAUCGUGACAAUCCCACAGAAUUGAAAAAGCCUUGAAGAACUUCAACAAAAAGAAGUCAAAUAAAUUCUUGAAUGAUUGCAUCCACAAGAAUCUGUGUAUGUACAUACAUACAUACAUACAUACAUAGUUAAAUAGUAAAUAAGUAAUUAACAAUUGUGUGUAACAAAAACAAGACUGCGCUUUGAGAGUGCAGUUUAUACCAGCGCAGCUACAUACAUACAUACUACGAGCGUCCAAAGGAGAAUCUAUCGAUUGGAAACCCGUUAUUACGGCACUCUUCGUACGAUGACACCCUUGAAGAAUGCCUUGUUAAAUUUUUCUUCCCUUCUGAUUUUCAAAAUCUCUCGAUAAGAGAGUCGCUUUGGACAUUUAUUGGAACGGAUUUGCUUAUUAUUCGAUAUCAUCCGUUUUACCCACAGUAUUCAUGAUAAGACUUUAUUAGUUUGCAACACAUUUUCAAUAAAAUCAUUAUAGACUGGACCGACAUCACUUUUCAAAAUAGUUUUAACCAUUUAUGUGGUUCCUGCUGUGACACCCUGUGCUAAAAUAUAGAUAGAGAGACGACCAAAGCGAUUAUAUAAAAAAAAAAUGUUGCGAGAGUGCGAUAAUGAAAAAUAAUAUCGAAGACAAAUCUUUCCACAUCGGCACGUACUUUGUAUGUAGGAAUAUGCUGGUAUAUGGUAAACAUAUCCUUUGUUAUUAAAUAAUAAAAAUAUCAUGAAAAAAGCAAAAUAAAUAUAAAUAAGAGUGGAGUAAAGAAAGAGUGGCAAAAGGAAAUUUAUAGUAAAUAUUGUAAAAGAAUACACACCAAAAUACAUACAUAGAUGUCCCCACUGAAUAUAUGGAAAUAUAUAAUAUACAUACAUACAAACAGUAUUUUGAUACACGAAUGUUUGCUGUAUCUAGCAACCGUUGAUAGUGCUACUGCACUCAGAUCAAAUAGUUGUACGCUACACUAACACUAGUAAGACUCAGAUUUCGACCAGAAACAUACUAGUCUAAACUCAGCUCAAAAAUGGACAAAACAGUUUCUUGCGCUGGUCUUGUUGUCUAGUUGGAUUUCAAACAGAAGUUGCUAGUAUUACUUAUUAAAUAGUUAAUGUAUAUAUAUACAUAUGUGUACACAUAUUGGAAGCUCCCACCAUCGAGGCUAGGGAUGGCAAAAAAUUUUUUUUAAUCGAUUAAAUAAUCAAAUGAUUAAUUGAAAGAUAUAAAAAAAUAAUUGCAAUUAAUUGCAAUUAAUGUAAAAAAAUCGAUUAAUCGAUUAAUUCCAAUGUUUUCAAAUAAUACAAAAUUGCAUAAAGACCACCAUCAGUUUCAGCGCCGAAUCUUGUAUUAUAAUGCUCUAUCACAGAGUCCCAGACAUAUCCAAAAAGAGAAAAUGGCCUACAUUUGAAGUUAAGUAGCACAAUGACAUUAAAUUUUUCAAAAUAUGCACAGCAAUCUUAAAGUAAAACAAUUGCCUCUUGCUUGAAAGGCUAUGUUUUGCAACUUUGCGUAAAAAUAAAACCAAUAAAAUAUGUAUGUAUGUAUGUGAUUGGCGUUCAACCGUUUAGACGGUUAUAGCCGAAUCGAUGAGAGCGCGCCACUCCUCUCUUUCCUUCGAAGUUCGGCGCCAGUUGGAGAUUCCAAGUGUAACCAGGUCACUCUCCACCUGGUACCCUCCAACGGAGUGGAGGCCUUCUCCUUCCUCGGCUUCCUCCGGCGGGUACUGCAUCGAACACUUUCAGAGCUGGAGUGUUUUCGUCCAUUCGGACAACAUGACCUAGCCAGCGUAGCCGCUGUCUUUUUAUUCGCUGAACUCUUCCAAUCGUCUGCGGUAUUCGUCGUUGCAAAUGUUCGGAGGUCCGUAAAUCUUGCGCAAAAUUCCUCUCGAAAACUCCUAGUGUCGUCUCAUCUGAUGUUGACAUCGUCCAAGCUUCUGCACCAUAAAGCAGGACGGGAAUGAUAAGCGACUUGUAGAGUUUGAUUUUGGUUCGUCGAGAGAGGACUUUACUUUUCAAUUGCCUACUCAGUCCAAAGUAGCAGUAAAUAGGAGACUAUAUUCUUAUUUCAUACAUUCAAAUUGUGUUGGUAUAUACACAAAAACAAAAACGUAAAUAAAAUUAAAAUAUCGUAUUAAAAAUUCAUUUGUCUUAAAAGGAAAAUAUAUUCAUGAAGUCAAGAAAAUUUAGAAGUCUGUUCAACCAAGUUUGAAGAAAAAGCAAUUUCGAUAAACGUUUUGUUGUCAAACGAUUGCGUUUUUCGGUCGCAGUUGCACCCGCUUUUGAUAUUUGAGUUGAUAUUUAACGUAGUUAUUGCUUAUUUUAUUAAAAAAUUUCCAUACUUCGCUUUUAACUGGCGCCAUUGCACUUCAAACAACUGAACGUAAAAUGCGUUUGACUUAACUGUAAAUGCAGUGUUACCAGAUAUUCAUUUUUUGAUAUUAAACUACGUUGACAUAUUAGAAUUUAACUAUGUUUACAACGUUUGCACUCAUUAAUGACUGAUGUGACCAAUUUCGACCCUUGUAAGCUAACUUAGAUGAAUAUAAAAUGUAUUAAAUUUGAAAAUGCUGUUUGCGAUUAUUUUGCAAUUACUCGAGUAAUAGUCGAGUAAUUUGAAAAGGUGUUUCGAUGCAAUUAAAUCGUAAAUUAAAUGAAAAUAAUCGAUUAAUUUAAUCAAAUGAUUAAUCGUUGCCAUCCCUAAUCGAGGGGUAGGCUCAGUAAGUCAGUGUACCUUUGUAAUGACUUAAUGUUUCUUGUUCUUAUUUUAUUUAAACACUGCAAGAUUUGCUCAUGUAGUAUUAAGUAGACACAAACUUUUCAAAAUUCUAAUUUAACCCUUAAAAAAUUUCAACAUAAAGUCAAUAAUACUUUGUGGUACUAAACUAUAGCAUAAUCCAUUACAAAAAAUUUACCAUAUUGAUAACUGUGAAGCAUUUUUAUGCUUGUGGCAUAAUUUUUAGAAUUACAUACAUGGUUGCUUCCAAUAAGUGUUACUUCAAAACAAAAUUUGUAUAUAAUAUUUGAGAUACGAAUACCCUGAUAUUAUCACGAUCCGUCACCUGUAUUUUCCACGGUAUGCUGUAAGAUCGAGAAUAAGGCAUCAUGAAAUUUCAUUUUCAUUUGACACUUUUAUAGUAUUAUCUCCUUAUUGAGGCCACAUAUCAUCUCUUUCCAUUUCGUAUCAAGAUUACAGAUAUUAGAAAUAUACAAUCUAUAUUUUGGGUCUUAAUCUAAUCUACAGUUUAGUCGCACAUCAACGAUUUAAAACUCAUAAACAAUUACUGUAGCCGAGUCCAGUAAGGAAGAACUGUGUUAUGACGUAGCCGAACUCUAGAUACUAUUUGCUCUCCUUAUUAGACGCAUAUGUUAACCGAUUGCACUCAGUAUUAGUAUCAUAUUAACUUUUAACAGUACAUAUAUAUUUUACUUACUUAUUUUGUUCCAUUACUAUAACCUGAUUAAUAACUGAAAUAUGUACUCUAAAGUGCAAUCUGAAGUUAUUCGUUGUCACUCAUUUUAAAAAAUAUAUUUCUUCGUUUUAAUAAGAUAUCUCCGAGAUAAUGUUAAACGGAAAGGUGAAAAACGUCACUUGUUAAUUUAAUUCAGAUAUAUCAGAUAUAUUCUAUAUAAAGUUAACUGAAGGCAUGAAGAUCCUCAUACUCUGUGUAAGCGAGAAAAAUGGACCCAUGUCAUCUUUCUAUACUUGAGAUUAUGACAAAUGUUAUUUGUUUUGCUUCGAAAUCUUCUGUAGUCAUCUGCAGUAUCAUCACCUUAUCCUGCUUAUUUUGAUAACCCCAAAUGAAUCUCGAUAAGAUUUAUGCAUUAAAAGCGACCGUUAGGUGAAUAAAAGCAUUAUACUCUUGUGCAACAUGUUGCCAGAGUAAAAAAGAUAAACUUUCUGUUGUUGUUUGCGCACAUUGCUCGACGCCCGUACUUGUAGCCUUUGUUUUGUUUGUUUUACUGGCGCUGGCACAUUAUCUUUUGUUCUGUUCGCACAGCAAUCUUGAAAUCAUACAUAUGCACGUGUUUGCACACCACAUUUAGCUGUGUACAAAUUUAAUAAUACUUCAAUGCUGUUGCAAAAAGGCGAAAUUAAAACGCAUAUUAACUGCACGGCCGGAGGGCCGACUGGGGAGUGCCAAUGUAAGGCUUUAAAUAAAUACUGCGAGACGAAAUGCAAACGAGCUCCAGCUAAAUAAAAUUGACAAUAACUGGGGAAAAAAGUGCGAAGGACAAGUGGGAUGAUGUGUGAUGCGGACGUCAUCAAAACAACAAAAAUACACACUUUUUCCCAAAAAAAUGAUGUUGAAAACAAAAGUACAGUUAAAUGAAAAUGUAAAAACGUUGUGCUUAUUGUUGGUGCUUUUAUUUGAGUGAAAACAAUAAACACUCGGAAUAAAUGAAUAAAUUUGCGAAACAGUCCUUAACUAAGCCAAUUCACAUGCAAACAUGCAUACAUAUGUAAGUACAUACGAGUCUGGAAAUGAGCAAGCAUUCGGUAAAAAAAAAACUUUGACAAAAGUGUUGGAACAAAAGCGGGAACCAACUUUUUGGCAUCAGAUCUGUUUUUUAAGUGUGUGGAAGGUAAUUUAUAUUCCACAAUUUAGGAAAAAUCCUCAACACAACUUUAAUUGUAUACAUACAUACAUAUCUGUAUGUAAAAGUGUAUGCUUAGGUCAGAGCAUUUGAUCUCGCAUCGUUUUGUUAAAGGAUAUCUAUGUAUAUUACUAUGUAUAUGCGAUUUUUAUAAACAAUUUCCUGACGACUUCUUGAGCUUUAUGCUUUGUUUUAGCCCAAGAUGGCCUAGCUACAGUGGGGUCGUCUAUCUGGGUCAAAGUCGGUUAGUUACCUCACAUCAAUGUAAAGAUCCAUCCGUUCAUUUCGACUAUAGCGCGCCCUUCAAAUCGAAAUUUGUUUUGGCUUUUAAGUUGAUUGUGUGAGACAUCCGUUCAUGUCCAUAAAAGUUUUACCAAACGAAGAGCUCGGGUAUGAAUACCGAUAUCGCAUUUAUUUAUGUACACGACAUCUGACAUAUUUUGCUGUGUGUUUCUGAAUAUUGAAAAUGCAAAAAAAUAUUAGUUCAUAUGGCAACAUGACUCAAUUUCAUUAUAUAUUUGCACCUGUAAAUAUUUUAAGUGAUUAAUACAAAUGCUAUAACAAGGCGAAUUAGGAUCAAACUUUCAGAUCAAAAAUUUAUUUUCGGUCAAUUUGCAUUUAUUAAAAGAAAUUGACGCAAAAAUAUUAAAAUGUGCAAAUAAUUUAUAAAUUUCAAGGAAGCCUUCCAUCCUGUCCUGUUAUUCCAAGAAUUUCUAAAUUUUCGACUAUUUCUGGAGGUCAUUCGCAGAAUGAACUUAACAUGCUUACUUGCAAACAUUUAAAUAUUAUAUACCAAAAAACCCAUGUGGAUUUGUGGUAUGUAUAGUAGGGGUGGAGAUAAAUGAGCGCAAUUUGAUAGGCAAUAAAAUGUGUGAACAACUUGUCGAUAUGUCGGCCGUUUAUUCGAGCGAACAUUUAUUGUCACUGAUUUUUAUGGGCACUUACUUCGAUUUCAUUUCAUUAAUAAAAUCACAUAGAAGAAAGGGGCAGAAGGGCAGGGUAUUAUUGUGUAUUGCCGCCUUCAGGUGUUAACGUAAACGAAAAGUAAACGGUAAAUAAACAAUAUGCGAAGCUAUUUAUGGCACGGCGUCUCGAGUACUGGUGUUUGCGACCGGUGGCAAUCAAUGAAUUUGGUGGCAACUCAACCAACCACUGAAUGACGACUUUGAUAGCGAACAUGUACGAGUAUACUUUAGGGCAGUUCACUUGGAAGUUUUAUUGCUGUUAAUAUUGUGAUAAUAAGCAUGCAAAUGAGCGUGGAUCCAUAUAUGUUUGCGUAGGAAGGCCAAUUUGUUAGGCUUUCAUUUUAAUAAUAUGUAUCAUAAUGACUUAUGUCCUUUCGUUGAACUUUAUACCGUGUAUAUCGGUUAAUAUGUGAGAUAUCUGAUUGAAAUAAAGUAAAGACGUCUUCUCAAGUAUUGUGUAAUUUGGGGUAACUUGACUUGACGUUCUCUAGGCACAUACAGGCAUUAUAAUUACUGGUUAUUGUCUUUAUACAGUACCCAUAUGGUUUAGUGAUAAGCGAAAUAUACGAGGGAGAGUGAGAGAGUGAGUCCAUAUCUUCCCUCAACAUAUAUAUGAUACAUACUGACAUAUAUAUGUAUUGAUAAAAUGGUUUUUGUUUGAAACAUAAAGAAAAUUCUAUCUAACGCAAAAGUUAAUAUGAUUAUAUAGAGUGUUCGGCUGCUUCCGAAAUCCCUUCCUUACUUAUUUCACGAACAUGUUAUGCAAUUAACUCCUCUUAAGACAUCUUCAAAUCUCAUACAAAAAAAAAACAAAAAUUUUCUCGUUUCUUUAAUUCUAUGUAUAUAUUUAAAUUUUAUUCACCGUUACAAAUAUACAAAUUAUAGAUACAUACUAUAUCUUAUCAUAGUAUUAUUUUCAAUCGACAAUGCCGCCUACAUACAUAGUAGAAAGUAGUUGGCAAAUACAGAAAAUUCUUAUGUUCUUAUCUAUAUAAGUAAGUAAGUAAGUAGGUAUAUAAGUAAAUGUGUGUGUGUGUUUGUGUUUGUUAAUGGUCAAUUCAGGAAUUGAAAUACUAUGAAGUUUACAAUAAAAUUAAAGAAAACAAAGACAAAGACAAAGACAAAUUAUAUGUAAUUAUUAUGUAUUUGUAAUUGGGCGUUAUAUUUACGUAAAUAUUAAUAUGAACGUUGCCAAUGUAAACAUUACGGCCACACAACCAUAUGUAGUUCGUGGAUCCGUUAUGUUAUAUAUACAUAGUAUACUUUGUGUAGAUGUACCAAGGUGUAUAUAGUAAUAUGUACAACUAGGAUAAAAUUCUAUUAAAAUAUGUAUAAAUAAAAAUACGAAUACAAAUUAUGUCUGACAUACAAAUAUAAAUACAACAUGAAUGAGUUAAAUGAAACUUAAUGAAAAACCAGCACAACUGUACUUCAUUUGGGGAACUCGUCGUGUUCUUUGAAACCACCAAAGUCAGAUUACUCAAAUCAGGGGUACCGGUAGUGCUGUCUUCCGUUUAUGUAUAGAGUUAUUACAACUGGAACACUGCAGCGCAAUAUUUAUUCACCUAACGGUAGUUAUGUGCUAAAUAAUCAAUGCUUGAAGGUAAGUUGUAGUAUGGAUCAAUGAGCUAG
This is a messenger RNA of Zeugodacus cucurbitae (melon fly), 10984 nucleotides long. It is a transcript of the gene Octbeta1R, whose product is annotated as octopamine receptor beta-1R. The record is from RefSeq and is a predicted model, not a curated record. Gene Ontology annotation, cellular component: membrane. Gene Ontology annotation, molecular function: octopamine receptor activity. Lineage: Eukaryota; Metazoa; Arthropoda; Insecta; Diptera; Tephritidae. The transcript has 8 exons. Gene Ontology annotation, biological process: adenylate cyclase-activating adrenergic receptor signaling pathway. Bases 1388 to 3244 code for a protein of 618 amino acids.